This is a messenger RNA of Bacillus rossius redtenbacheri, 1329 nucleotides long. RefSeq names its product probable DNA replication complex GINS protein PSF2 (gene Psf2). Gene Ontology annotation, cellular component: nucleus; GINS complex. Lineage: Eukaryota; Metazoa; Arthropoda; Insecta; Phasmatodea; Bacillidae. Bases 683 to 1243 code for a protein of 186 amino acids. The transcript is spliced from 4 exons. The record is from RefSeq and is a predicted model, not a curated record. Gene Ontology annotation, biological process: double-strand break repair via break-induced replication; DNA replication.
AGAACUACAUUAUUUUUAACUCUAGGAUUGGAUCUUCGGGUUUCUUCCGACUUUAUUAACUGCUACUAAGGCAUCUAAUUCUUUUUCGGAAUAAUAUAUUCGAAAUACAAUAUAUACAUCAACCCCAUGAUCAUUGAUUAAGAAAUAGUAUUACAAUUAUUUAGUCCAAGAAUUAGUUUUAGUCAAUUUUGGGGAGCUUAAGUCUGGUCAAUUCAAAACAAAACCUAUAAUUCACCUCUGCCCAUUCCGUGGCUUAAAAAUUUCCGAAGUAAGCUCCUAGCAACUUCAGCAACACAUAUUAUAGAACAAAGCGUGCGGGAAAGUUGUCAUGAUCGUUUUCCAUAAAAUUAAUGGAUAAAUGAGAGAAUCUUAAAAUCACAUAAAAAAUACGUAAAAAUAGUGGGGAAGUUUGAACACAUCAAGUUAACUACAAUAAAAAUACUGACAAAUUUAAAAAGUAUGUUAGUAAGACAUGUAAAUAUCGGAAAUAACUAAGGUUAGAAAGAAUGCUUAUGGCUUUCUUGUAUAUUGCCAUUAGGAAUCAGGUUCAGUUUUGGCGGGCAUAAUGACAUUUGUAUUGUGAAUUUUGUUUUAAAAUGUAAUAGCGUAAAUUUAUUUUAUUAAAUUUUAAUUUGUAAGUUUUCUGGAAUAUAAAAUUAAUAAGUGAGGCAAACGAUUGAAUAUGAACCCAGCAGAAGUAGAGUUUUUAGCAGAAAACAAUAUGGUUAGUAUAGUUCCGAAUUUUAGUUUUGAUAGAAUAUUUUUAAUUUCUGGCGAAGUUGGACCUUUUAGAGCUGGGCUACCAGUAACUGUGCCAGUAUGGAUGGCUAUAAAUUUACGGCAGAGACAAAAAUGCAAAAUAAUUCCUCCGGAUUGGAUGAACAUCGAAAAGUUAGAAGAAGUCAAGGAGACUGAAUCUAGUUCUAGGUACUUCACGCGGAUGCCCAGCGACCACUACAUGGUGCAGGCCCACCUGCUGCUGCAGGCCGCGGCCGAGGACAUGCCCCGCGCCGACGACAUCCGCACCGCGCUCAAGGACAUCUGGGACAUGCGCAUGUCGAAGCUGCGCACCUCGGUGGAUGCCUUCGUGAAGGGCGGGGGCAGCCACGCCCGGCUCGACCACCUGACCGCCAUGGAGGUGUGCGGCGUGCGCCCCCUGCUGCCCCACGCUCUCGACCAGAUGUACCGCCUGCAGGAGGCUGGCCAACCACUCCAAGCUACAUCACAGGAAUACUCGCAGUGAAACUGUUUUCAAUGGGAUUAUUUUGUAUUUGUGAUAUUAUAACUGAAGAGCUCCUUGGAGCUUAUAAAGUUAUUGCUUACUUAAAA